CAAGCUAUGGACCAAGUAAACUUGUAGUUUGUAGCAGAGAGCGUCCAUCUCCUGCUCGGACAGCUCCGGGGCUCCGAACAGCACUGUCCACAUGCCCGAGGGCUCUUCGGGGAAAGCAGGCCACGAUGAAGACGAACUUGUGCUUCUCCCGCUCCUGGAAGGCGUGAGGCCUCACGGCCACCCAGUCGGCCUCCAGCGUUUCCUCCAGGGCGAAGGCGGACAUGGCGCUGCGCGGCUUCCCACGCACCUCCCCCCCGCUGCCUGGUCCCGUCCCGUCCCGUCAGCCGCCCCCGCCUGCCCCGCCGCACGCCGGCCGGCAAAGACUCCCCGCAGCCCCGCCUCACCGCCCACCAUCAGCCAUCUUAGAGGCGGGAGGGGAAGGCGAAGGCGCUGAGGGGGGAAGAUGCGCUGGAUCCCCACCGGAGUCGCAAAGGCGACCGGGGGGGGGGGGGAGGUGGAGAGAGAGGACAGAGAGGAAUCACCUCCCCUCUGCUGGGAGCCCGCUUCCGAGGAGCCCCGCUGCCGCCAGUGCUUAUGGGCCCUCCGCCGCGGCGGACAAUGCCCGGUGGCCCCGCACAGGCUGUGGUGAGCUGAGUGAAGGGUUAACAGAGCUGAGAAGAUUACUUGUGAAAAGGAAGAAAUAACAAGUGAAAAGAAAAGCACACCUUAAAGGGAAAAA
Messenger RNA from Calypte anna (Anna's hummingbird), 679 nucleotides. RefSeq names its product forkhead box protein G1-like. Bases 222 to 644 code for a protein of 140 amino acids. The record is from RefSeq and is a predicted model, not a curated record. The transcript has 3 exons. Lineage: Eukaryota; Metazoa; Chordata; Aves; Apodiformes; Trochilidae.